This is a messenger RNA of Schistosoma bovis, 1949 nucleotides long. NCBI's taxonomy places the organism in Eukaryota, Metazoa, Platyhelminthes, Trematoda, Strigeidida, Schistosomatidae. The record is from the annotation of a GenBank genome assembly.
AAACUCAUAAUGAGUAAAGCAAUCGAAAAUUGACUUUUCUUUCUAUCAUGAACCUUAUAAUUUCGAAUGCAAAUUUCGGAUUACAACGCUAAUCACUUCAAAAGGGAUUUUUUAAAAAUCGCAGUUUUUAUCUUUGAGAAACGCGAAAACCCUUGAAUCUGACACAUUUAAACUCAUGUCCUAAAUGGCUGGUUUUCAAACAUACCUUAACAAAUGAUUGGAAUACUUACUUUAUUUUGUCUGUAUUGUCGUCCAUCAGUGUUAACAAACCAUUGUCUUUUCAGUAGUUUGGAUUUAGGUCAUGGAUCAAUGAGAGCAUAAUACAGGUUCUAUUGAAGAGUAUUUGCAUACAUUCACUGUUCGGUUAAUAUUUUGAUUUACAUAACAAAUAUGAAAGGCAAACAGGAUUGUUUAAUGACACUGUUUAACUUAUCACUGUGUACAUUGAUGUGACUUAGAAAUCUUGGAUGUUGUCUAGACCAACUAAACUAUAUACUGGAAUUAUGUCUAUUGUUACCCAUCUAUAGCAACACAUGAUCGAUUUCGGAUUCAUUGCUUUUAAGCUACACAACCCUUAGUCAUUUUAGUCACUGACUUCUGUUUUGCUUAGAACUUCGACGAAAAUAUCUGUUGUUCAUACACCGCUCAAACAGACUAAUGAUUAUUUUCUGGUAUAUAAAUAUACAUUGUCCGUAGUUCAACCUGAAAUCUGGAUUUAGCCCAUUGGUUGUAUCGGGAGCUUCCUUGGCUCUAAAUAAUCGGUAGGGAGAUGCUCUUAAACUUCUCAUAUAAUCUUAACAAGAUUAGUAUUUAUUUAUUUAUUCGUCUUUUUUUAAAAACUCUAUAUUUAGCUACUCUAUGUAAUGGCAAUGUUAUCGAGUUCAACACCAAUGUUCAAGUAUUACAGUUUGUAAAGCUAGAUAUUGUUUACUUAUCAGACUCAAAACGAUUUAGAAUCUCCAUCACUUUUAAAAUGGAAAAAAAUUCACAAGGUAAAAAUAAUCCAAUUACAAAAAAUGAAACAGUUGCUGACAUAUCAAAUUCCUCAGUUGAUGAUAAUUCACUAAUUAGUCGAGCAACUGAAGCUGUUCGUGAUUAUCUGGAAUAUGAUUUUGAAUGUCUUGUUUCUGAUGUCAAUAUAUUAACACGUAUGAAUCAAGCUUCAAGCGAACGUUACAUGGAAUUAACUACAAAUACAAAUGAUAUGACAAGAAAAUUAAUUGAUGUGAACAACCGUUUUGCUUCAUUAAGUGAUGCCCUGAAAAAAAUUGAUCAGUUCGAUAAGGAUAUAGAACAGUUGGAGAAAAAAGCGUUUGAAAUUGAAGCUUUAACCAAACAACUAGAAAAUCGUUACAAUAAAUUGGAAACUGAACACAAUCAUUGAAUGACUGUUGGAGGGGAUCUACAGCUAUUCAUUUUGUACACAUACUUGAUUAUGUACAUCUAAUCCAUAAAACAAUACCAAUUUUCACUUCAAAUUCUUUUAUUAUCUAAGAUUAUCCAUUCCUCUUCAGUGUUCCACAAAAGUACAUUUUCGAGCAUUUUCCCAUUCUAUUAGUGAAUGAGUGCUCCAUACGACAGUACGCCACUGUAGUGGAUCUCAACUUUCCAGAUGAAAAAAAGAAAUGAAAGAAAAGUUAGAGCUUUUGAUGAAAUAUUCAGUGAAAAUUAUGAUUUUAUAUAUAGCAAUUACAUAAUAAAUGAACAGAAAAUUACCCAAAAAUCCUUGAUACAGUCCAAAUAUUGACCAUUGAAAAAUAGAUUCGCUACAAAUUCACAAUGACAUAUCCUGUCGCUUUUUUUUCUACAUUAAUUUUAAUAACAUGUUUUCGAUGUCUUGUUUUUUUUUACAUUGAAACGGAAAUAUUUUUUUAAUUGUAAUAAUAAUAAUACUAUGUAAUUUAACUUUGUUUCGUUUUUCUCAAGAAAUAUAUUUGUUUUCAUCUUUU